GCUUCGCAAAACGUGCACUCUUGUAGAUGUAAGGAUGUGUUUAGUAAACUUCACCUGCACAGUAUUGCAAACAUUUCUCAAAGGUCGUGUUAAAACACUGUAGCAUGCCUAAUAAGCGUGUAAAUGAGUGGAAAUCAACAAGCAGCACACAUUUCAUCAAGUGAAAACUAUAUAGCAUUAGUGCUCCAUGUAAGGUCUCCCAGCUCACUCACAAGCUAGCCCCAGUAUUCCACUAGUCUUAUUGCAUAUCGCACUAGAAGUAAGCAAGAGUAGUCUACAUAGCCUGAGGCUGAUGAUGUCUAGCUUCACUGAUUCCUUGAAGCCCGUUUCCCAACCCCAGUACACCUACAGGAGAGGGUCACUGAAUUUGAAUAGUUUCUCACUUGAAGAGGACUGUGGUCUAAGCUCCUCUCUGCCACUAAAUAUUUCUAAAGAUGACCUUGACAGCUUGGAUACACCCAAGAAAUCAAAGCAAAAAGCACUGCAGCAUCGGUCUGGGACCUUCUCCUCUGGGUCCCAUUCUCCCACACAGCUGUCCGUGUUUGGCCUGGGGGGAUUCCGCCCACGUAGCAUUAGUCUCUACUCUCCUAAGAAGAACUUCCUUGGACUGCCCAAGACAAGAUCACCCUCUGUGAAGAAGUCACCAAAGCAUGGCAGUGAUACUGGUAGAGACUCCAACACUAGUGCCAUCGACGCUGCCUUGGCAACUAUCAGAAAACAGUUGGAACAGCUGUCUGAAGAAGAUCAAAUAAUGGAGGAGAGAGUCAAUAGACUAACAUCAGAGAUCAGUAAACUUGUUGUUUUACGUGAGCGAAAUCCACGACGAAACUAUGGCACUGGGUCGCUGCUCUUCCAACAACUCCCCAAACCGUACAAAGGCUACAAGAGAACACUUUCUGACGAAUCAUGCAGGCAUCAACUAGGGGUGGAGAUUUCAGACAGUCACUAUGGGAAUAUCGUCCUCUCUGAUUUGAAGGAGACAUGGGAAGAACAAACAUUUGAGAAAAGCUGCGAGGAAGAAAUCAAGUGUGUUCCGUUUGAUCUUGCCUGUAUGGAGUUUGACGACCAUCACAAGCAGAAAGGAAACAGUUUAGGUUCAACUGAAUCGAUUGAUUCAUCUGGGUCUCCAUUGAGUGGUGUGUGUGUGGUGAUUGUGACUGAUGCCUCAGGGGAUACUCUGGAGCCAGCCAUGGCGGCCUCGCAGACAUCAGGGUCUAGCCAAGCAGAAGAUGAUGUAUUCCUGUCCUAAUAAAGACAAGCCAUGAUGUGACAACAUGACAUUAAAUAUGUGUGGACAAUUUGACAAUAAAACUGACGAUUAAAUCUUAUCAUUAAUUAAUGUGUAUGAUGAUAUGUCAUUUGAAUGACUCUAAAUUAAUUAAUAAUUCAUGGGGUAUGUGUGUAUGUAUGUUUUCUAUUUC
Messenger RNA from Halichondria panicea, 1421 nucleotides. RefSeq lists its product as uncharacterized. Bases 293 to 1249 code for a protein of 318 amino acids. NCBI's taxonomy places the organism in Eukaryota, Metazoa, Porifera, Demospongiae, Suberitida, Halichondriidae. The record is from RefSeq and is a predicted model, not a curated record. The transcript is spliced from 3 exons.